Mya arenaria is the source of this 4050-nucleotide messenger RNA. RefSeq lists its product as uncharacterized. The coding region runs from base 1 to 4050 and encodes 1349 amino acids. NCBI's taxonomy places the organism in Eukaryota, Metazoa, Mollusca, Bivalvia, Myida, Myidae. The record is from RefSeq and is a predicted model, not a curated record. Gene Ontology annotation, biological process: proteolysis. The transcript has a single exon. Gene Ontology annotation, molecular function: aspartic-type endopeptidase activity; nucleic acid binding.
AUGCUAAAAGCAUAUCGCGAAAAGUUAGAAUGCCAAUGUGAAAAAUAUGUUGGAGUAUUAGAAGACUCUGAAGGAGAAACAGUAGAACAAAUAUUGAACGAGGACUAUACUAUCUGUGAUAAAGCAACUGAAUGUUCUAUGGUAUUGGAGAAUUAUCUGGAUGAAAUGGAAUUUGCAAGGAAACGUGGUUCCAAGGAAACGGCGACCCGUGAAGAACAGGUUAGUACCAUUACACAUCAAAUGCAAUCUUUUAUGAUCGAACAGAGUACACAUCAGCAAGAAUUUGUAGAACGGCAAAGUCAACAGCAAAUAGAGUUCUUAGAAAAACAAGUUCGAGAACAACACGAGGUUUUAGACAAACUUUCUAAAUCAAAGUCGCCAUCAAUGUCAGUUAAAUUGCCAAAAUUGGAACUUAAGUGUUUCAUUGUUGAUAAAUUAAAGUGGUCAGAAUUCUGGGAUGCCUUUGAGUGUACGGUUCACAUAAAUGAGAAACUGUCAGACGUUGAAAAAUUCAGUUAUCUCCAGACAAAGAUAGUCGGUGAAGCAAAAGCAGCAAUAUCCGGAUUGUCUCUCUGUAACAAAAAUUACCGAAUUGCCGUAAACCUGUUGCAAGAGAGAUUCGGAAAGAAACAAGAAAUCAUAGAUAUUCAUUAUCACAAGCUGAUGAAUAUUGUUCCGCCCUACUGCAAGACCGAGAGUUUGCGACUCUUUCUUGACACAGUUGAAAAACAUAUGCGGAGCCUAGAAGUAUUAGGUGAAAACAUUGAUCAAAACAUGUUUGUUUCAAUGGUUAAAUCGAAAAUUCCAAAGGACGUACUCUUGCACCUGGAGGUACAGAAAGGCUCAGGAAACGAAUGGAGCGCUAAAACACUCCGACAGCGAUUACGAGAUUACAUAAUUGCUCGUGAACACGCUGAACAAAGCAACCAACAAGAGCCUGCAAACAAAAUGAAACAGAAAAUUGACUUUCAAAGUGGCAACAAUUUUGAAAUUAAAAGCGCAAGGCCAACGAAAAUGUUUGGUCAGAAGCCAGUCUCCGCUGGAAAGCACAUCUCGGCGGAGUCCCUAAUCUCUGUAGACAGCAAAAACAGUGUUUAUGCAAACAAGUGCAGAUACUGUACGAACUCUCAUUGGAGUGAUGAAUGUACGAAAUACAAAACGAUUCCAGAAAGAAAACGCUUGCUGAAAGGUGCAUGCUACAAGUGUCUGAAAGUUGGACACAAAACUGAUAAGUGUAAGGCUAGAAAACUGUGUGUACAUUGUGGUGAAAAGGAUGUUCAUCACAGAAGUCUUUGUCCCGCCAAAUUUAGUGUACACAUUCCCACAAGACGAGCAGAAAGUGCGAACGUUUCAGAAGAACUUGUGUCUGAAAAUAAUGAUGUACAUCACGAAAAUGUUCUCGUGUCAUCUGGUGAGGUUGUCCUCAUGCAGACUGCAAGAACAGAGGCAAAAUGUCCUACAAGUAAAAACAGCCGCCAGAUUAGACUCCUUCUAGAUUCGGGGUCACAAAGGACAUAUGUGACGGAGCGCCUGGCGGAGCAGCUUGACCUCGUUAGAGGAGAAAUGCAAGAAAUAAAACUAGUCACGUUUGGUAGUAAUAAAGCAAAAGUGAUCAAAACGCCGACUACCAAAUUGAGUCUGAAGCUGACCAAUGGGAAAUAUCUGAGCAUAACUGCUAAUAUUGUGCCUGACAUCACAGGGACAAUAGAAAGGAAAGCUGUACAUCUGUCUCACUCUGAGAACAUACAGCACAUCCUGAGCAGUGUUGACCUGGCGGACACCAUUCCUACCACAAAUGAAUACUCUACCAUAAACUUGUUGGUGGGAAACGACUACUACCUUGACGUUGUCCUGCCACAGAGGAUAGAGAUACAGCCUGGUUUGUACCUUCUAAGUUCCAAAUUUGGUUGGUUACUUACCGGUCGUAUCAAUGAACCCUGUGAAGAGGAAGCUGAAAAGAAUGACAUUGGAAUGCUCAUACUUACCUAUGGGACCGAUGCUUAUAGAAUAACAAACUCAAAUGUGUUCUCUUCAGUGGAUAGUGAUGUUCCAAAGAAGCCCGAUCUCGAGGAUUUCUGGGCAAUUGAAUCUAUCGGGAUACUUGACGACCCUAGACAAAAUGAUGACGAAACUGCCAUGGCCAAAUUCAAAGAGACUAUACAGUUCAAAGACAGUCGUUAUCAAGUUACCUGGCCAUGGAAGGAAGAAAAUCCCGAUCUCCCUGUCAAUCGCGGAUUAGCUCUUGGUAGGCUAAAAUCUACAGCAUCGAGAAUGCAAGGGAGACCAGAGCUACUGAAACAGUACGACUCCGUUAUACAGGAUCAGCUAUCAAAAGGAGUUAUUGAAAAGGUGAGUGGAAAUAGUACCAACACUGUCAAACACUAUCUUCCACACAAUGCAGUAGUAACUCCUCAGAAGUCGACAACAAAAUUGAGAUUGGUAAAUGAUGCCUCCGCCAAGACGUGUGACAAAAAUAAAAGCCUCAACGAAUGCCUCUACAGGGGUCCAGUUAUGUUGCAUGACCUCUGCGGCAUACUUAUGAGAUUCCGCACUCACAAUAUUGCUAUUGUGGCGGAUAUUGAGAAAGCUUUCCUUCAAGUAGGACUUCAGCCAGAUCAGCGAGAUGCAACUAGAUUCAUUUGGCUAAAAGACUGUGAGAAUCCCAGCACAGGAGGUGACAACUUGCAAGAAUACCGUUUUUGUCGUGUUCCGUUUGGGAUUAUUUCAAGCCCUUUCAUUCUUGGAGCUACAAUAGAGUGUCACUUAGACAAAUAUGACAAUGACAUCGCAAACAAGCUUAAGAAUGACAUAUACGUUGACAAUGUCAUAACAGGCACACAUACAGAAAGUGAAGGGGUCGAGCUUUAUACAUCAUCAAAAGCCAUGUUCCAUGACGCUGCCAUGAAUCUUCGAGAAUGGUCAACAAAUAGUAAUUUUGUCAACAGUGUGAUUCCCGAUACAGACAAGGCCAAGUCUGAGUGUAUCAAGGUUCUUGGCCACACGUGGAACACUAAAAAUGACACUCUGACACUAAAAGAAUCUCCAGUGUUAAAUGACACUGCGAAUCCAACCAAACGGAAGGUACUGAGACAGCUAGCGUCCGUUUACGAUCCGCUGGGAUUUUUCACCCCAGUGCUUUUGAGGGGGAAGGUGCUCAUGCAAAGUCUUUGGAGCAAACAUCUAGACUGGGACGACAACUUACCAUCAGAUGACGUCAUACUUUGGGAUACAAUAAGACAGGAGUUGGCCAAAAUUCCAAACGUUGCCAUACCAAGGUGCAUCGCUCAGGUUGGUUGUGAAAAAUCGUCAUACAAGCUAUUUUGUUUCUGCGACGCAUCAGCAAAGGCAUAUGCAGUUGCUAUAUACCUGCAUCAAACAGGUGUCAAUGAGUCAAGGUGUGACCUUAUCUUCGCAAAGUCUCGACUUGCACCGACAAAACAGAUGUCGAUUCCCAGAUUGGAGCUCAUGGCGGUUGUAAUUGGGGUCAGAUGUAUCAAGUUUGUGAAGGACAAUUUGAAUUUGCCAGUUGAUCAUAUUCAUCUUUGGACUGACUCCCAGUGCGUUCUUCACUGGAUCACUUCAGAAAACGUGUCUUCUGUGUUCGUAGCAAACCGAGUGAAAGAAAUCAAACGGCAGUCGUCAAUCAGCUUUCAUCACAUACCUUCAUCUGAAAACCCUGCAGAUAUCGCCACAAGAGGCGCAUCUGUACAUCAGUUGAAGGAGCUGACACUGUGGUGGCAUGGACCAGAGUGGCUGACACAACAAGGUUAUAACUGGCAGAUAGAGCCGAGCUCUGAGAAAGACCUCGACGAAGACUUGAUCAGAAAGUCUGAAGAAGACAAAAAGUUGCAUAAAAAACAAUCAGCUGAACAUGUUCUUGAAGGAGCAGAAAAUUCAGAUAAGAAGCUCAAAGGAGCAUCUCCUGACGGAGCAUAUACACAAACGGAGUUACCCCCCUUUGAAAUCGAAAGUGAAAAGUACUCGUCAGCUACAAAGUUAGUUCGAGUUACUGCUUUUGCACUUCGAUUUAUCAGCAAACAAGUCAACUGA